AUGUAUUUUGUUCUCUUCCUUCUUUUCCAGUAAAUAAAUAGCUAAUGCUUCUAGAAGUAUAAAAGCGAAAAGAUCUAUUUAUCUCCAGGUGAAAUUUUAAAAUUAGAUUUGUAAAAUUACAUAUACGGUAAGUAACUUGAAUAUUAAUCAUCAAAUAAUUGUCUUGAAAAUAAGUUGAAAUAGAAAAACAUAACUUUAUCAGAAAGUUAUUCAUCAGAUUAUUCAGAAUAUAGUUUAUGUUAUGAUCCAAAUAGUGGAGUUUGUAAUAAAAUAGAAAUUUAUUAUUAUUUUUAUAGAGUUCGGAUAAACUGUGUAAAUGUAUGUUAAAAAUAAAUAAGUGACAAUAUUGUUUUACAAUUUUAAUGAAACUUUUUCAAAGCUCAUUUAUAAAACAACCUUUAAAAUUGAGGAUGUAAUAAAAUUAAUUUAUGUAAGAAUGUCUAAUGUUAAAACGUUUUAUGUAUGAGAUUGAAUUUAAGCUUGGUCGAAUGCAAACAUAAAAUAAAAUAAUAAUCAUCUAUAUAUUUGAUUAAUGCUACAUUACAGAUAACCUAAAUCAAUUUUAUAUAAAACAAUGAUUUUGGACCUAUACUGUAAAUAAUAGAAUAAUUAUUAGAGCAGGAAUGAAUAAUUAUUAAAAUGGAGAAGUUGUUAGUUAUUAUAAAAUGAUCGAUUACUAAAAUAAUAGUAGAAUAGACAUAUAUUCUAUAAAUCUAACAUCUAAAGAACUUACAAUAUCUACAAUCAUAGAUAAACUAUUUUAUAAAAUAGAGUCAUUUAAUCUAUAUGAUUUCUUGAUUUACAAUUCUGCUAUUUAUUUUUUAUCAAAAGAACUUGGACUGUGUUAUCUAAAAAAUUAAACUAAUCAGUACUGUUGGAAAAUGGCGAGUAAAUUCGAUGUUUUCAGUGUUUACAUAGAAGAAAAUGGAUUUCAUAGUAUACUUUUAGGGUCUACUUUUACUUCAGACAUCUUUAAAGCUUAUUUAUUCGAUGAUUAAACGUACAAAAUCAUUCAAAUGUAUAAAUUGUAAAAAAAUGUGACAUUCUAAAAAAUAUUCCAUAAUGAAAAAUAUAGUUUUAUUAUUGGAUACAAAAAUAAUAAUACAAAGAGAUACUUUAUAGAAAUCUAUUCUUAAAUGGAUGAUAUCACAUCAAAUCUAUAUAAAACUAUAUAAAUCAAUUCGACUAAAGAAUUAUUUUAUUUUGAUAGUUUAAACAGUAUAAAAUAUUAUAAAUUUAGAUAAUGCAUAUGCAAUAAAUAAUCAUUCAAUUUCUAUUAUAACUCCAUAAGAUUCCUAUCUAACUAUUGAUGAUGAUUAAUGCUUUUAAGAAAUUAUUGAAAUCACAGCCUCAUUUCCAUCUUAUUAAACGGAGUCUAUAUGUAAUUUUACUUUUGAAGUAAUCAAAUUGGAAGCAGGAAGUUAAGAUAUUUAUGACAUAUAAUAAUUAGAUUACUCUGUUGUUGUUUUAAAUAAAAGUAUUAAUAAUUUAUAUUUGAAUAACUUUGUAAUCGGUCCUAAUAUAGAUUAUUAUUUGUAUAAUUAAUAAAUUUAAAAUUCAAAUGAGAAUGAUUUUGAAAGAAUUAAAUUUAAAGAACAAUUUAAAAUCUCAUAUACCUAAAUACUGGAUAUUAGUUCAAUUAUAUUUGCUCGUUCAUUUUAGACAUCAAAUGAAAAUUAAUACAUACAAUUAAUUUAAUAGAAAGACCUUCUUGUUUAUCUAUUUAAUUGUAGUAUUAAUGAAAGUUAAAAAGAAAUAAAUUGCAAUUAUAAAUAAACAAUUUCACUUUAAUAUCCAAUAUUGUAAGUAAUUACAGGAUUAUUAUGUUAAACUGAAUGUUUUGUCAUAAGGCAUGAAAAAAGAGCUGAUCUCUAUAUUGAACAUAACAAUAAAUUUCUAACUACUAAAUGUUUCAUUGAUACUCAAAAUACCAUAGACACAAUUAAAUUACAUCUAUAGAAGUAUUUAGUUGAGUUAGAAAAUAAUAAAAUACAAGUAUUAGUUUUUUUUUUAAUCAAGAUUUUAUUGCCCGUUUAUAAAAAAGCUAUGACUUGUAUUUUUGAAAAAGUAUUUGAGAUUAGUUCUCUUGAAUUAGAGUUACUUAUUAAUUCUAAGAAAUCUAUCAAUAUUUUUAAUGUUAAAACUAAUUUCAAUAUUUAUAAUCUUUAUAUUUCAACUAAUUUAGGAUUAAUUAUUAUAGAUCCAGAUUUAAUGAGAUUUAAAUAAAUUUAAUUAAUUGCUUUUGUCUAAUUUAAUUAAUAAUUUGAUACAGUAUUAUAAGUGAUACGUAAUCGAAUAAUAACAUUUUAAUACAAUAAGAUUAUUAUAAUCAAUCUAGUUUAAUAAAAUUAUUAUUAUAAUGAAAAAGUGCUGCCUUUUUAUGAUUUUAUUAUCACCAAUACAGCAAAUUCAUUAGUGGCAUAUUCUCAAAAUUAUUUUUAUUUGUAAGGAAAAGAUUCAAAUUAUACUGAUGUUAUCAUUAUUUAUAAAGUAGAUGAACCAUAACUAUCAACUUUUCAUACUUACUUUUUGAAAACUAAUAAUCUAGAUUUUAGUAUUAUUCAAAAAUAAGAUGAUGAGAUAUUUUUAGUCCAAUUGUUUGAAGCUUAAAAACUAUACAGUUCUGUAAAUUUGUAGUUUAAGUCAUCUUAGUCAAAAAUAAUUAAGGUACUCUUCUAAGGAUUCAUAAGUUAUGCAAAAUUAAUGGAUGUUAAUGUAACUGUUAAAACUUCAGAAAAACAAUACAAUCUUUCAUUGUUAAUUAAUGAAACUUAAACAAUAAAUUAUAAUAAUUCAAAUCAGGAAUAUAUCAAAUUAGAUAAAUUUAAUGAUUUCAUUAUGGGAAGUGUCAGUGAAUGGUCAAUAAAAUGUUUUUAAUGUAAUAAAGAGUUAGAACUUAUUAAUAAUAUUAAUUAUGAUUAAUAUUUAACAUCAAUUCCAAAUACAACAUAAAUAAAGCAUACAAAUGAUUAUGUAUUAAUAUAAUAAGAACACAGCAUUAUAGCAAUAGAUAAUUAUGGAUUAGUCAAAUUUUAUAUUCCACUACCUCUACCAGAAUAAUCUAUUAAAUGCACAUCAAUAACUGCUAAUACUUGGGAACCUAAAACAAAAAUAGUAGUUUCGGUUUGUAAUUCUACUCUAUCAACUUAAUUUUAUAUAACUUCAUUCUUAAGUUCAUUUCCUGUUCCUAUGGGUCCUUUCUAUUCUCCAAUAGCCAUUAAUCAAAUUACUCACAUUAGAAUGUUACAUGAAAUAUUAUUUAUAUUAGAUGUCGUGAAUGAGUAAGUCUAUUUAUUUAAUUUAACUUUUGAUGAUUAUUAAACAGAUUUUUUGAAAGUCAUAAACUAAUUAAAUGCUAGAGAAUUCACUGCUGAUAAAAGCCAGAUUUUUGUUAGUUUUGAUGUAGCCUAUAAUAAUGGAACUUAUCUUUUAUUUUUGUUAACAAAUUCUUCAUGUAGAUUAAAUUAAUUAUUGUAGAAUUUAUCAUUUACACAUAUCCUGAAGAUGAUGCUUAUUUAGAAGAUCUGAUAUCUUUAUUUUAUGCUUAAGGAUACUUUGACAUUCCAUUUAAUAUUGUCCCAUAGUCAUUGUUAGUAGCUUAGAAAGGUUUAAGGGAAUAACUUUAAUAUUACAGAAUUAUUGUAGCUAAUUAAAAUUUUCACCAUUAUGAAUUAGAAAUUACAAUCUAAAAUACAGGAAGAGAUAAACUUAUUUAGGUUAAAUUCAUAAGAGCUUAUAUGUAAUAUGGUUAUUUCUAUGGAAAUGGAAAGAUUCGGGUAUCAGAAGAGAGUUAAGGAUUCUUUGGUUUAAUUUAUUAAAACCCUUUAGACGAAAAAUAAAAAUUAUUGGUUGUUUAUGAUAGAACUAGUAAUAGUACAGAUGAGCUGAUUAAAAUUAUAGGAGGAUAUAAGAUAUCUUCAUACAAUUAAAUGUAAUUUUCUUAUAUUUCAUUUUAGAUUGUUUGAUUUCUUAUAUUUAAAGAAAAAAAAUGAUGAGUUUUCUUAUAGGAUCAUCUUAUAAGAUGGAUCUUGCAUAAGUUCAUUAACAUUGUCUAGAUUUUUGGCAAUAAAAAUAAACGAUAAGGAAUUUCAAACUUAAAAUAUAACCUUUAAUGCUUCAAAUGAUUUUGGUAAAUGGGUUAAUUUUACUGCCAACAUAUAUAAUAUAGCAGGAUAAGUAAAUAAGAUAAUAAAUUUAGGCAAACUUAUUAUUUAUAAUGAUAUCGUUGGGAGUAGUUGUAUUUGUAGUAAUUUUUUCAUCUUGGCUUUAUGUUUAGAAUAAAUUAAAUAAAUUAGAAGGGAAAGAUUUAGAUGUGAUUUAGGAAGAAGAUGAAUAAAUAUAGAAAUCAAGAUUAUGA
Messenger RNA from Paramecium sonneborni, 4357 nucleotides. The record is from the annotation of a GenBank genome assembly. NCBI's taxonomy places the organism in Eukaryota, Ciliophora, Oligohymenophorea, Peniculida, Parameciidae.